CUUAUAAAAAUUUGAAAUUUUCAUUUCAAGGGAUUUCGGCUUUGAUAAUUACUUUCCAUUUUGAUAUUGAUUUUAAGAAGUUUUAUUAAAUUGAAUUCCACGGGAAGUUUAAGACAUAUUCGAUUUCCACAGAAAGUAAUUGAUUUUUUCCAUAGGAAGGAAGUAAUAAAUAUCUAUCUAGACUUGAUUGAAUUCCCGGAAAGUUUUGAAUUUACUAUUUCCUGGGCUUUCCGCUUUAUCAAUUACUUUCCAUUUUUAUUUGGAAUUUAUUUGAAUUGAUUUCCAGCAGAAGUUAAGGGAAAUUCGAUUGUGCAUAGGAAUUAUUGAUUUUUCUCUGGACAGUUUUCCGUAGAUUUGAUUCUCUGGUGAACUGGAAUGGCGCUUGCUUAUCCUCGUUCUCGAUCUGAGCUAUUUAUUGGGGAUUCAUAAUUAUGUUGUGUAUAUUAAGAAGAAGGAAUAAAAGGUAAAUGGAUUUCGGCAGGGAGGUGCCGGGACUUGAAUUUGGUGAAGAUAAUGAGGUAAACGGUACCAUUUCUGGCUCAGAAAAAUUGCAUAGUGAUGAUGAAACCAAGGUUCUGAACAACGGAUGUGUGGUGGAAAAUAUAUACCCUAAUGAGCUAUCUUCCGAGGGGACAGGAAUGGGAACUGAAGUUAGAGGGUUGGUGAAUUUGGCAGAUGCGGAUGUGAAACCUGAAAUGUCGCCUUCCCCGGCAACAACGAAGAAAGGAAAUAGGUUGAAGAAAUGGAAAAGGAUCAAGAGGGACCCCAAUAAGGUUGGGAACAAUAGUGUUGAUGCUGCCAAGAUGGUUACACAGGAUUUGUCAGAUUCAGGUACAAAUUCGAGCAAACGGAUGCAAGUUUUUGACGACAGGAACCAAAGAGGGCAGGGGUCUGUUUCAUCAACAAAUGCAAGGAAUCUUGAUGGUUUUGCUACGCUUGGUGAUUAUAGGUUGUCAAUUGGACCAACCUUUGCUGCUGGAAACGAUUCAGAGAAUAGCGAGGAUCGGAGCAGCAAGUCCUCCACGACAACCAGUGCUCCAAGGGCGAGAUAUGAGAUGCCAGUGGUUGGAGGAUUUCCGCGCGAUAAGAGCAGGAUGAGGAGUCUGAGUGGGAAGAAUUUGGGCAACUCAGUGCGUGGUCAGAAGGGAUGGGGACGCAUUGAGACCAGUAAGAAGGCUGAAGGAGAACGUGUCAAAAUCGAGAAGGAAAAUUCUCGUUCCAGCGUGGAAUCUGACUGUCGAAGCUCCAACUUUCUCCUUAUGCAGGGAAAUGACACUGCAACGAGUAAGGGGAUUCUAAGUGGAAAAUCAAUGAAUUAUGAUGAAGAAAAUGGUGGUGAGAUUCAGGCUGGUGAAAGGAAAGUCAGUGAUGGGCUUCGAGGUGGUUAUGAUAGGAACAAUGGCAGAAGAUUUGAAGAUGUCUCUCACGAAGAUUUAGUUGCCAACUCAUCUUGGGAGGCUAAAGAAGAAAGAAGUGGGAACCAUGAGAACUCAACAGGUUGUUAUCCUCUAGUUGAAUCCAUCUUUGCACUUCAAUCAGCACAAGAAGCACUUGAAAAAGAGGUUCAGAAGUUUAGGGAAAUUGGUGGAGAAGAUGUCUCGGUUGAUGAUUUUCAAGAUUUGCCUUCAGAGUUCACUUCAGUUGAUACAAAAUUGUACAAAACAAGCUCCUCUGAGCAGGUAUACUCUUGCAAGCAUGUGCAUAGUUCUUUCCAUUCCUUCUACUCGGGGGUAAAAGAAACACCAAACAUGGACAUGGAUAUUGAACUUGAGGACCUCUUUAAGCGAAAGAUUGAAGCAGAAGUUGAAUAUCUGGUAAUAUCAAGAAAUGCUCAGAUUUUGAGAGUUGCUUCAGUGGAUCAUACUACCCUUCUGGAAGAUCAAAAUACUAGAGCUUCGCAGCAAACCCGGAUGCUGAACGAGCUUGGAGAUACUGAUGACAUUAAAAGUGCUGCUGUGGACGAAACAUUGAAGAUGCAGAGAAGAGUAUGCAAGUACACCUCAUGUUUUUUCAUACAGUUACUACUGUUGGUAAUUGUACUGGGAAUCUUUAUUUUCCAGUCUUCACAAAAUUAUGCCGGGAUUGUUCCAACUUAAUCUUUUCGAAAAGUCUCCCCCUUUUCCCUUUUCUUUUUCAAAAAAAAAAAAAAAUAAUUCUGGCAUUUUCAUUAUGUAGUAAUUUCGUCCAGAAAUAGAUGUAUAGAUCAAGGCAUUAGCUAGUUUUGUUAGUUUAUUCAAGUUUCAUCACACGGUGACGGAUUCUGCUGCAUUGAAUUUGUGUACCUUAAUUUUAUUUCUUUAAGUUUGUGUUCA
Olea europaea var. sylvestris is the source of this 2312-nucleotide messenger RNA. RefSeq names its product WPP domain-interacting protein 1-like. Lineage: Eukaryota; Viridiplantae; Streptophyta; Magnoliopsida; Lamiales; Oleaceae. The record is from RefSeq and is a predicted model, not a curated record. The coding region runs from base 468 to 2096 and encodes 542 amino acids. The transcript has 3 exons.